Molecule: messenger RNA, 1494 nt
Organism: Pseudonaja textilis
Lineage: Eukaryota; Metazoa; Chordata; Lepidosauria; Squamata; Elapidae
Source: RefSeq, a predicted model, not a curated record
AUGUGCGAGCGCCGUAAGUCAAACUCGGGUUUUUCCGCAUUUGCAAGUUCCAGGCUGAAACGUGGGAACUCGGUCAGUGGCGGGUCCGUGGAUCAGUACUGCCGCUUGCCUUCCUGUGUGGCCACCUGCCUGCCCUCCAGUGUGGCCGAUGAACAGGAAGGCCACCUCUCGGAGAUCCACGCGGUCACCUUCAGUCCAAACUCGGGCCUGCUGGCCACGGGUGGCACGGACAGGCUGAUUAAGCUUUGGAGUGUGGCUGGAGGCUGCCUGGAGAAGAAGGAAACCUUCGACGGGUCCAGUGGCAGCAUCACCAGCCUUGCCUUCGACCCCUUGGGACGUUGCGUCUUAGCCGCCACGUACGACAACGCGGCCCAGUUAUGGAAGGUGGGGGACAGCAAGAUUAAGGAAAUUCUCACCGGACACACUAACAAAGUGACAGCUGCUCAAUUCAGGUCUACCUGGCACCAGGCGGUUACCGGUAGCCAAGACCGGACCGUGAAGGAGUGGGACUUGGUCAAAGUGGCAUGUUCUAGGACCAUCCAGGUCUUCUCUUACUGCAACGAUGUUGUGUGUUGCAACAACGUCAUUGUGAGCGGCCACCACGACAAGAUGAUCCGUUUCUGGGACAGCAGGGACUCUCGGUGCAUACAGGUGGUCCCCGUGGGCGCUAAGGUCACCUCGCUCAGCCUCAGCCCUGACCAGCUGCAACUUCUGAGUUGCUCCCGGGACAACGCGCUCAAGGUCAUUGACCUGAGGAUGCACACCGUCCAGCAGGUCUUCAGAGCGGAUGGAUUCAAAUGUGGCUCUGAUGCGACGAAAGCGGUGUUCAGCCCGGAUAAGAGCUACGCCUUGGCUGGAUCUUCAAACGGCACCCUUUUCCUCUGGGACAUAACAACGGGGAAAUUGGAGAAGAGCUUGGCGGGAAUCCACCGGUCUUCCGUCAACGCUGUGGCGUGGAGUCCCUCUGGAGUACACAUAGGGAGCGUGGGCCGGUGCCGGAAAGUUGUGUUGUGGAGGUAGCAGAAGAAAAGACACGGAGACCACACCUCGUGUCUCUUUGCUAGACUUUUCCCUGUGGGCCUUUCGAGGUGGAUCGCGUGAGAACGAGGACGUCCCAACCAUUUGGGGUGUGGCCUGAGAAGCAGGUCUUCCUUCGGUCCUGGAUUCGAGUCUUCGUUCUUCCUUGCGAUGGAGGAAGGAGGCAAAUGGGGAGCCAGUACCCUGGGACACACACACAAACCCCGACACUCACUCGACCUGCAAAUCCAAAGCUUUUAAAAGAGAAACCAGACUUAAUAGCAAGAACUGGGAUCUUGGAGUCUUAAUGGACAGCCAGCUAAAUAGGAGCCAGCCGUGUGCAGCGGCAGCCCCAAAAGCCAACGCAAUCCUAAGUUGCAUUAACAAAGGGAUGCGGGUGGCUCAGUGGCUAAGACGCUGAGCUUGUCGAUCAGAAAGGCCGGCAGUUCGGCGGUUCAAAUCCCCAGCGCCGUGUCA